Rhinolophus ferrumequinum (greater horseshoe bat) is the source of this 1921-nucleotide messenger RNA. It is a transcript of the gene ZC3HC1, whose product is annotated as zinc finger C3HC-type containing 1. The record is from RefSeq and is a predicted model, not a curated record. Gene Ontology annotation, molecular function: zinc ion binding. Lineage: Eukaryota; Metazoa; Chordata; Mammalia; Chiroptera; Rhinolophidae. Gene Ontology annotation, cellular component: nucleus. The transcript has 10 exons. The coding region runs from base 46 to 1554 and encodes 502 amino acids.
CUGAACCUUCAAACCCACGGGGAAGCAACUCGGCAACGGACCAAGAUGGCGGCGCCCAGUGAGGAGCCUGCGUUUGCCGCGGGAGUUGAAAAGAAUUGGGGUGCAGUUGUUCGUUCCCCAGAAGGGACUCCCCAAAAAAUUCGGCAGCUGAUAGAUGAGGGAAUUGCUCUGGAAGAGGGAGGCGCGGAAGCGAAGGACACCUCUGCCACAUUCCAGUCAGUUAAUGGGUCACCCCAAGCAGAGCAACCUCCAUUGGAAUCUACAAGUAAAGAAGCCUUCUUUAGCAGAGUGGAAACAUUUUCUUCUUUGAAAUGGGCAGGUAAGCCCCCCGAGCUGUCUCCACUUGUCUGUGCAAAAUAUGGCUGGGUGACAGUUGAAUGUGAUAUGCUCAAGUGCUCCAGCUGCCAAGCUUUUCUCUGUGCCAGUUUACAACCAGCUUUUGAUUUUGACAGAUAUAAGGAACGGUGUGCUGAGCUGAAGAAAGCCUUGUGUACUGCCCACGAGAAGUUCUGUUUCUGGCCAGACAGUCCCUCUCCAGAUCGAUUUGGGAUGUUACCAUUGGAUGAGCCUGCUGUUCUUGUUAGUGAAUUCCUAGACCGUUUUCAAAGCCUUUGUCACUUGGACCUGCAGCUUCCUUCCCUGAGGCCAGAUGACUUGAAAACUAUGUGCUUGACGGAAGACAAGAUCAGUCUUCUCCUGCAUCUGCUUGAAGAUGAACUUGAUCACCGAACCAACGAGAGAAAAACUGCUACCAAAUUAGGCUCAGACAUCCAAGUUCACGUCACGGCCUGUAUUCUCUCUGUGUGUGGCUGGGCGUGUAGUUCUGCCUUGGAACCCAUGCAGCUCUCCCUGAUAACAUGUUCACAGUGUAUGAGGAAGGUGGGGCUCUGGGGCUUCCAGCAAAUUGAGUCGUCCAUCACCGACCUGGAUGCGUCCUUUGGCCUGAGCAGCUCCCCCACCCCAGGCCCUGAGGGGCGGCCAGAGCGCUUCCUUUUGGUGCCUGAGUCUCCUCGGAGGAUGAUGACUCGGAGCCAGGAUGCUACGUUUUCCCCAGGCUCGGAGCAGGCUGAAAAGAGCCCAGGUCCCAUCUUCUCCCGGACUCGGAGCUGGGACUCUUCCAGUCCCGUUGACCGCCCUGAGCCAGAGGCUGCUAGCCCCACCACCAGAACCCGCCCGGUGACCCGAAGCAUGGGAACAGGCGACACCUCCAGCCUGGAAGUGCCAUCUAGUCCUGUCCGGAGAGCCAAACGAGCUCGCCUCUGCUCCUCCAGCAGCUCAGACACAUCUUCCCGAAGCUUCUUCGAUCCCACAUCUCAGCACAGAGACUGGUGCCCCUGGGUGAACAUCACAGUUGGCAAGGAAACCAGGGAGAAUGGUGGCACCGAGGUAGACGCCGGCACCCCGGCAGACCCGGGCUGGAAGGUGCUGCUGAACGUCCUCUUGGCCCACAAGCAGUCCAACCAGCCGGCCGCAACUGACUCCACGAGUCUGUCUGAGAAAUCAAGGAAGGUAUUCCGAAUAUUCCGGCAGUGGGAAUCUUUAUGUUCAUCCUGAAGAGAUUCCAGCCCUUCCUGCAGCGAAGGAGAAUGAGCGACUUUGGAAAAAAAUGUCUGAAUUCCCUUUUGAUCAGCUGAUGCUAAGUUUAUCUCCAUUCAGGUUUAAUCAUAAGCAGUCCCUGCCCUUUCAAAGGCAAUGAGUGUCACCAUGUGCUGCUGAGAGGAAACCCGUUUCCGCAGGGCUGCGGACAGCAUGAGGCACAGCAAGCCUGGUUCUGUUAAAGGGGUGUGAGGUUACGAGGAUGAAACUAGCCGGGGGACAGAGGACAUGAGCACUUGCAGUGUCUUUAGUGUGGAGCAGUGUUCUAAGGACUCAUAUCCCAGGAAGAUGACAGCAUGUAUUAAUAAAAUGUUUGUUAAAAUUC